Anguilla rostrata (American eel) is the source of this 3475-nucleotide messenger RNA. RefSeq names its product leucine-rich repeat-containing protein 4-like. The transcript has a single exon. The record is from RefSeq and is a predicted model, not a curated record. Gene Ontology annotation, molecular function: protein binding. NCBI's taxonomy places the organism in Eukaryota, Metazoa, Chordata, Actinopteri, Anguilliformes, Anguillidae. Gene Ontology annotation, cellular component: plasma membrane; postsynaptic density membrane; glutamatergic synapse. Gene Ontology annotation, biological process: modulation of chemical synaptic transmission; excitatory synapse assembly; postsynaptic density protein 95 clustering. Bases 887 to 2896 code for a protein of 669 amino acids.
CAUACCCCACGCCGCCGCUGCCGUCUCCUGCUGCGUUUGUUCCGCGUGUGCGCGCGUAGUUCCGACAUGGAGCCAGGCGGCAGGCUGUCCGCGGCGUCCGGCGCCGGCUUCCAAGGACAAGCGGGGGAUGAGCCGGAGGCGCCGCUGUGCCGCGACGGACGGAUACACGCGCCCGCCUAGCGCACGCGAGGGCCUCUACACCUCCUCCACCCGCCACUUUCUGUUUCUCUUUUUUUUUUAAUGCUGCUCUCCCUUCUGGAUUUACCAGGAGCCAUUUUGCAAGAUCGGGCUCACUUUGUUUCUCUCUGACGACCGACCGACCGACCAACUGACCAACCGACCGACCGACCGACCAACCGACCGGCCGGCCGAGGGAGUGGGAAAACAACAAUAAAAAUAUUCAUUAAAAAAAAAACACGGGGGGCGGUUUCCCUGGAGAUAUGAGUGAAACAUUAAGAGCAGUUGUUGUUUUGUUUUUUUGCCGACUGGGGGAAAAAUUUUUUUUAAAAAAGAAAUAAAUAAAUGAUAUAAAAUUUUUUUUAAAUAAAGAGGGACCUCACAAAAAAACUCGAGAGGUAAGGUGAUCGGUGUUCCCAUCCCGCUUUUCCAUCGAUUUGGUCCUACAUUCUCUCCCCUACUCCCCCCCCCCCCCCGUCCUCCUCCCCCCCCCUCGUUUUCUCUCGCUCUCUCGCACUCUCUCCGUCUCCGAACGGCACGCGUUCCCCCUGCUCUGCCCAUGGAAGAGAGAACCAGAGUACUGCUCAAACCAGGGUAGGGGGCCAGGCUCUCCGUGCGUCCCCCACCCCGCCCCCCUCCCCCUCCCCACCCCCCCCGCCCGCGUGCCGAAAAUCCCCCAGACGAUGUUGAAUUAUGAACGUGCCACACCAUGAGUCUCCUGUGGCAGGUAACUGUGCAUCGAACCUGGAAUGCCGCCCUGCUUUUCGUAGUCUACCUCAUGGUGCGAGCGUGGAGCGCGUGCGCCGCCUCCGCGGGGCCCCAGGGCUGCCCGGUGGUCUGCUCCUGCAGUAACCAGUUCAGCAAGGUGGUGUGCACCCGCCGCGGGCUCACCCGCGUCCCCCCGGGGAUCCCCUCCAACACCCGGUACCUCAACCUGAUGGAGAACGGCAUCGAGCUCAUCCAGGCCGACACCUUCCGCCACCUGCACCACCUGGAGCGGCUGCAGCUGGGCAGGAACUCCAUCCGGCAGAUCGAGGUGGGGGCCUUCAACGGCCUGACCAGCCUCAACACCCUGGAGCUCUUCGACAACCGGCUGACGGUGGUGCCCAGCGGGGCCUUCGAGUACCUGUCCAAGCUGCGGGAGCUGUGGCUCAGGAACAACCCCAUCGAGAGCAUCCCCUCCUACGCCUUCAACCGCGUGCCCUCCCUGAUGCGCCUGGACCUGGGCGAGCUGCGGAAGCUGGAGUACAUAUCCGACGGGGCCUUUGAGGGAUUGUACAACUUGAAGUACCUUAACCUUGGAAUGUGCAACAUUAGGGAAAUGCCCAUCCUCUCCCCGUUGGUCGGGCUGGAGGAGCUGGAGAUUUCCGAGAACCACUUCCCGGAGAUAAAGCCGGGGUGUUUCAGGGGCCUCAGGUCCCUGAAGAAGCUGUGGAUUAUGAACUCGCAGAUCGCCCUGAUCGAGAGGAACGCCUUCGACGACGCCACGGCGCUGGUGGAGCUCAACCUGGCCCACAACAACCUGAGCUCGCUGCCGCACGACCUGUUCGCGCCGCUGCGGUACCUGGUGGAGCUGCACCUGCACCACAACCCGUGGACCUGCGACUGCGAGGUGGUGUGGCUCUCCUGGUGGCUCCGCGAGUACAUCCCCACCAACUCCACCUGCUGCGGCCGCUGCCACGCCCCGCCGCACAUGCGCGGCCGCUACCUGGUGGAGGUGGACCAGAGCGCCUUCCAGUGCUCCGCCCCCUUCAUCGCCGACGCGCCGCGGGACCUCAACAUCUCGGCGGAGCGCGUGGCCGAGCUGCGGUGCCGCACGGCGCCCAUGUCCUCCGUCCGCUGGCUCCUGCCCAACGGGACGGUCCUGACGCACGGCUCCAGCCACCCGCGGAUAUCCGUGCUCAACGACGGCACGCUCAACUUCUCCAACGUGCUGCCCGGCGACACCGGCGUCUACACCUGCAUGGUGACCAACGUGGCGGGCAACUCCAACGCCUCGGCCUACCUGAACGUCAGCAACGCCGAGCUCAACACCUCCAACCUGAGCUACUUCACCACCGUCACCGUGGAGGUGGAGCAGCAGCCCACCUCCGAGGAGGCGCCCAAGCCCAAGACGGCCACCGCCUCGCCCUCCGUCUUUCAGCCCGUCUUCAUCUCCACGCCGACCGUGCUCCUCCAGAACACCAAGACGCCGGCCCAGGCGUCCGUCCCCACCGCCAAGGGCACCGAGAAGCCCCCCACCAGCCUGGACGAGGUGAUGAAGACCACCAAGAUCAUCAUCGGCUGCUUCGUGGCCGUCACCCUGCUGGCCGCCGUCAUGCUGAUCGCCUUCUACAAGCUGCGCAAGCGGCACCAGCAGAGGAGCACGGUGGCCGCCGCCAGGACUAUAGAGAUCAUAAACGUGGACGAGGACGUGCCGCCGCCGGCCUCGGCCGUCAGCAUCCCCGGCGAGGGCGCGGUGGUGCUGCCCGCCAUGCAGCAGCAGCAGCAGCACCACCACCACCACCACCACCACAACAGCAGCGGCGGCGGCGGCGGCGGCGGCUACAAGCCCGGCUACGGCGCCUACGGCAAGCCGCCGCCGCACGGGGCCCACUGGACGGAGAACAACGUGAGCAACUCGCUCCACCGCUCCAGGCCCAGCACCAUCACCGCCAUCCCCGAGCCCUACGUCAUAAAGACUCACGCCAAGGAGAAGGUGCAGGAGACCCAGAUUUAGCGUCGCCCCCACCCCCCCAUACAGCACCCUCUCCUCCUGGCUUUCUCCUCUCUCCACAUCUAAUGGAAACAUGCAAUAGAAUGCACAACGACGACCAUGACGACGACAACAAACAACAAAAAGACAGCGGCUUCUUUUGUACAAAAGAGUGCAAAAUUGAGACUGUUUUUCUUGUACAUGCUUAUACAUAAAUAUAUAUAUGAACAAUAAAUACAAAAAUCUACUAUGGGCUGGUAAGAAAAGCAGAUUAUAUGAGAAAAAAAAAUAAAUUGAAACUAUUUUCUAACUUGUAACUUCUAUUUAAAAAAAUUAAGAGUUGUUAAGAGGUUGUCAUGACUUUGAGAAAUGAGGGUAAACCUGUUUAAAAAAAAGGGCAUUCUGUAAUUUUUAGACGAUGCUAUAUAGGAUGCAGUAAUUACCCCAUUUAUACGGAAAAGACUUUCUAAAACAAAACAACAACAGCAAAAUAAAGAGAGAGCCCCUAAUCAAUCUUUACAGGUUUAUCUUGUAAAAGCACCAAGAAUUUGUACUGUGCCAAAUGUUAUAAAUGCAAUAAAGGAUUUUUGGAAGAAAAAAAAA